Populus nigra (black poplar) is the source of this 1613-nucleotide messenger RNA. RefSeq names its product mevalonate kinase-like. Gene Ontology annotation, molecular function: mevalonate kinase activity; ATP binding. Gene Ontology annotation, cellular component: cytoplasm. The record is from RefSeq and is a predicted model, not a curated record. Gene Ontology annotation, biological process: isoprenoid biosynthetic process. NCBI's taxonomy places the organism in Eukaryota, Viridiplantae, Streptophyta, Magnoliopsida, Malpighiales, Salicaceae. The transcript is spliced from 5 exons. Bases 87 to 1250 code for a protein of 387 amino acids.
AAAUCACACUUCCAAACAGUAACUGUACCAAUAACAAUCAGCCAAUGGUGUAUCUUUGGUAGUCCGAGAUUCUUGAAGAAACCAAGAUGGAAGUGAAAGCAAGAGCUCCAGGAAAAAUAAUUCUUUCUGGUGAACAUGCAGUUGUUCAUGGAUCCGCUGCUGUUGCUGCGUCCAUUGAUCUAUACACCUAUGUUUCCAUUCAAGUUCUCCCUUCCACUGAGAAUGAUGAUAGACUGACACUCCAGCUCAAGGAUAUGGCUUUAGCAUUUUCUUGGCCAAUUGGAAGAAUCAAAGAAUCACUAUCUAGCUUAGGAGGCCCUUUCCCUUCAACCCCGACGUCCUGCUCAACAGCAUCAAUGAAAUUAAUUUUAGCUUUGGUUGAAGAACAAAAUAUUCCGGAGGCAAAAAUUUCUCUUGCUUCUGGAGUGACAGCUUUUUUGUGGCUAUACACAUCUAUCCUAGGAUUUAAACCUGCCACUGUAGUCGUCACUUCUGAACUUCCACUCGGUUCUGGACUGGGCUCAUCUGCUGCCCUUUGUGUUGCAUUCUCAGCAGCUCUUCUUGCUUGCUCAGACUCUGUAAACGUGGACAUGAAACAACAAGGGUGGUUAAUUGUUGGGGAGUCUGAGCUUGAAUUAUUGAACAAAUGGGCUUUUGAAGGUGAAAAGCUAAUUCAUGGAAAGCCAUCUGGGAUUGACAACACUGUUAGCACAUAUGGCAAUAUGAUCAAGUUCAAAUCAGGUAAUUUAACACGUAUCAAGUCCAGCAUGCCCCUCAAAAUGCUCAUUACUAACACAAAAGUUGGGAGGAACACAAAAGCAUUGGUUGCUGGAGUUUCAGAAAGAACCUUAAGACACCCUGAUGCCAUGAAUUCUGUUUUUAAUGCUGUUGAUUCCAUCAGUAAGGAAUUGGCUAAUGUCAUCCAGACACCUGCUCCAGAUGAUCUGUCCCUGACUGCGAAGGAAGAGAAGUUGGAAGAGUUAAUGGAAAUGAAUCAAGGUUUGCUUCAAUGCAUGGGGGUAAGCCAUGCUUCUAUAGAAACUGUUCUUCGAACAACAUUGAAAUACAAGUUAGCUUCGAAGUUGACUGGAGCUGGAGGUGGCGGCUGUGUGCUGACAUUGUUGCCAACCUUACUGUCAGGAACAAUUGUAGAUAGAGUAAUUGCUGAGCUGGAGUCUUGUGGAUUCCAAUGUUUGAUUGCUGGAAUUGGCGGGAAUGGUGCUGAGAUUUGCUUCGGUGCUUCAUCCUGAUUAUAGGAAGUGCUAGUAAACCAAGAGUAAGAUCUGAUCUCUAAUGUUAAUUUCCAAAAUAAAAACUUGAAAAUGGAUGUUUUGGUGUUCAAUAUCAUCAUCCAUGUUUACUGUACAUUAGGUUGUUGCUGUAUUCUUUUUCCUUUUUGGAUUUAGUUUAAACUUCUUUGAUGUUUUGGGAUCAUUCAUCUUCUUUCCUGCCAAUGUUUGUGGCAGAUAAAGAAACUCCCAAAAACUUUGGUUUCUUUGUUGAUGCUUACUCUUUUUUUUUUUUUCCCAUGCAUAAGCUAUCAUUGUAAGCCCCAUCAUCAGUAAGUGAACUUGUUCGUUCUUAAUAAAGGUUGGCAAAAUGAUAGUAUCCAA